Messenger RNA from Gasterosteus aculeatus aculeatus (three-spined stickleback), 1884 nucleotides. Its product is annotated as E3 ubiquitin-protein ligase NHLRC1-like. The record is from RefSeq and is a predicted model, not a curated record. Gene Ontology annotation, molecular function: ubiquitin protein ligase activity; protein binding. Gene Ontology annotation, biological process: proteasome-mediated ubiquitin-dependent protein catabolic process; protein polyubiquitination. Lineage: Eukaryota; Metazoa; Chordata; Actinopteri; Perciformes; Gasterosteidae.
GCAGCAGAGAGCCUCAGUGUUGUGGAAAAUGUCACGUGACCGUUUGGGCCUAAAGGACUGGACAUGAGUGUGUUGACAAAAAAUGUCUCACGCUCUGCCUUCCCAUCCCUCCCGUCAUCGCUCUCUCCACUCAUUUAAACCACCGGUCUUCCUAUUUUUGGCUCCUGCAGCCCGGCAUCAGCCGACCGGUCUGUCUCACCCGGAUUACUCAACAUCGGGUUAUUUCAGUCAUGGCCUUGAGUCCUGGAUCCUCGAGUCGUGGCAGCCUGAACCCUAAGGGGCUUGUGAGAGAGAUUGAGAUCAACGUGCUGGAGUGCAAAGUCUGCUUCGAGAAGUUCAGCACUCAGCGCAAACCACAGAACCUUUCCUGCGGCCAUGUCCUCUGCCUGGAAUGCAUCAGGACUCUGUCCCACCCUCUCCUGAGGAAGCUGGAGUGCCCGUUCUGUCGUCAGCUGUGCAGUGUUGACAGCACCUCCCACUGCCAGGCUCUCAGCGACCUGCAGGAGCUGCUGUUGAACCGGACUCCCCCGUCCUCUACUCCUCCUCACGGGGAAAACGCAGGCCUCGGCCCGGCCCCGAGUCUGACAUCCACCGCUCUGCACCUCUGCACAGCCUUCGGAGGCUGGGGGACUCUCAUCAACCCCACUGGCAUCGCUGCCUUGGGGUCGUCGGGAACGCUGGUGGUGGUGCACGAUGGAGACGAGAGGGUGGCGGUGUUCAGUCCACAGGGCAGGAAGCUGCAGUCUUUUGGGAGGAGGGGACAAGGCAGCGGGGAGAUUUGUUUCCCCGUGGACGUGGCGGUGACUCGCUGUGGUCACGUGGCGGUCACCGAUGCCGGGGACAAAGCCGUGAAGGUUUUCACCUCCAGGGGCAGCCAUGUUUUGACAGUCACAGAUCCCCUCCGGAUGCCCUGGGGUGUGGACGCAAACAGGCGGGGGCACAUCCUGGUCUCAGACAUCCAGGUCGGCACGCUGACCGAGGUAAAGUUGGACUGCGCGCACGGUCUCGCUCUCGAGCAUCGCACAGUCGUUACAGACCUGCAGCGUCCAAAGGCGGUGGCCUGCUGUCACGUGACUGGGAGCACGGCAGUGAUGGAGCAUUUACCCGGCGAGACACAUUCCCCGGGGAGGCAGCAGCUCACGAGGCUCAGAGUGUUUACAGAAGACUUCCACCUCCUUUACCAGCUUGACAGUUUCAGCCUCAGCCUGCUGAACUCAGUGAGGAUCAACAUGUCAGGCGUGGCCUUUGACACAGAUGGAGACGUGAUCGUGAGCGACUCCAGUCAGGGGAUGAUUUGGAGUUUGAGGAAGCGCCAGAAUGGUCCUGCCCUGACGCCGCUCGUGGGAGACCACCUCAUCCACCCAGUUGGACUUGUGUCACUGAACAACAGCAUCGUGAUUCUGGACAGUGGAGACCAUACGGUGAAGGUGUAUUCGGCUAAAGCGGAUGCUGGGCCCGGGAUGUAGCUCACUCAUGAUGAACCCAUGUGAAAUGUAGCUUAUCAGAAAAUAUCCAUAAAUGAUGAUGUGAUAUUUCAGUAAAUAUUAAGUCAAAUUUUACAUUGAUAUAAAACAUGUGAAUACUAUAUAAGCGGUAUGCUUUGUUUUGCAUUUUAAAUGUGUUUACAUUUUGACAAUUAUUUAAUGUUUGAAUUAAGGGUUCAACAUAUUUGUAUAAAACAUAAUGUUUGCUAUUUUCCCGUGGAAAACUGAAUAUUUUAACCUUUUUGAGCCUAACCCUUUGUUAAGAAAAAUCCCUCUUGGUAGAAUCACUCAUGUAAACCUGUGAUGAGGGGUUGAAGAAAAAAAGUUAUUUUUAACAGGGUCACAAUUAAAAAAUAGGAAACUACUGUUUGCUGCACACAUUUAUACAUCUUUAAUUAAU